AUGUUCUUUGAAGAGAAGAGAAGCCAGGUCGUGCCCGCAAUGUUAAAGGGUCUAAAAAAUGCAGAUGAUAAGGGGACUAUUGAUGAGAUCUCGUCCGUGAGCGCACGACCGAAUGCUAAGAGAAAGGGAAUCAGUCUAGGGCCCGUGGAGAUCAUCUCGGGGUCCCGUAGGGGGGCCAGCGUUGGGCCCGCAAAGAUAUUUGGGGCCGCUAGGUCGAGGCAAAUGUUGUGGAGGCCCGAGAUGUCCACUCCAGUUCAGAGCUGGAGAAAAUCGUGCUACUGGAAGUUGCAGGGCAUAACUGAAGAGAAGGCGAGCUCGGGCAAGGGCUUCUCGAGCGUGGCCCAAAGCGGACCCAAGAAACUGUUCAGGGAAUACGUGGCGAACCAUAAGAAGCUGUGGAGGCCCGAGAGGAAUGUGGCUAGCCGGUACAACAAUUUGAACUCUGGUCAGAUCCCCUCAGUGGGAAAUGGGUCCUUGCCGGAAAAGGAUGAUGGUUAG
Messenger RNA from Striga hermonthica, 498 nucleotides. Lineage: Eukaryota; Viridiplantae; Streptophyta; Magnoliopsida; Lamiales; Orobanchaceae. The record is from the annotation of a GenBank genome assembly.